Messenger RNA from Triticum urartu, 7612 nucleotides. Lineage: Eukaryota; Viridiplantae; Streptophyta; Magnoliopsida; Poales; Poaceae. The record is from RefSeq and is a predicted model, not a curated record.
CCGCAACCCCAACCCCAUGGAGGUCGAGAUCAAGCUCCGGCUCCCCGACGCGGCCGCACACCGGCGCCUCUCCUCCUUCCUCGCGCCCCGCCUGCUUCGCACCGACGCCCCCGCGCGGCCCCUCGCCGCCGCCACCCCCGCCCAGCGGGUCCGCCUCUACGGCACCGACGACCGCGACCCCUCCCGCGCCGUCCUCACGCUCAAGCGCCGCCCGCGCAUCGACGCCGGCGUCAGCCGCGUUGAGGAGGUCGUGGAGCCCCUCGACCCCGCCCUCGUCCUCACCUGCGUCGACAACCCCGCCCGUCUCGACGCGGUCGACUCCCCCAUCAUCCGGCUCGUCUCCGACGAGUACGGCCUCGGCAGGGACAAAGCGCCGUUCGUCUGCCUCGGCGGCUUUCGGAACACCCGCGGUGUGUAUGAGCUCGAGGAGUGCGAGGGGCAGGGGCUCAUGCUAGAGCUCGACGAGACACACUUCGAUUUCGGCACAAACUAUGAGAUGGAGUGCGACACCGCGGAGCCCGACCAGGCCAAGGAGGUCCUGGAGCGGCUGCUCACCGUGCCUGGGGUGCCGUAUGAGUACUCCCGGAGCAAUAAGUUCGCGUGCUUCAUGGCCGGGAAGCUGCUUCCGUGACUAGGUACCUAAAAGGCUGAACCUGAUCUUUGAUGAACUAGAAGACCAAGAUACCAAGGACUCGAGUGGGCGACUCCAAGAAUGGGGGCCUGAUCAAUUGAACAAGUAUAUUGGGGAGAGUGAAUCAGAAGUAAGGAAAAUAUGAACCCGUGCAAGCACUAACUCACCAUACAUCCUAUUUUUUUGAGGUAAAACUAAGUAGUUGUGGCAGCUUUGGAUGAGAGAACCCAAUUCCUGGUACAGUAAAAUGCCAACACAUAUAUGAUUGAUGUUAUGGCAGUAUACUUGACUUUGGGGAUGACGAGAUCGACGGAAGCAACAGGAGCCCACGACUCAUGAGUUCAGCGGCGUCUACACGCCCUACAUGCUGUUCCCGCCGAUGCUGCUGUUCAUGCCGUACCCCCAGUGCCUAGCAUCACCGGCAACAAGUUCAGCGCUGUCCGACAAGGUGUCCUGCAGGGACAACCUCCGUCGACCUGUCAUCGAACUUCACUUGUGUGUCUUGUGUCGGGCGAGGGAGAGGGACGAUGUGCAUACGGGGUUGCAGUGCAGAGGCGCCGGUGGUUUCAAGUUGCAGGGCCGGGAGAAAUUUCACGGCAACCAGGAGUAACAAUAUUUUUGGUUACUUGGGAAUACGAUGAUGUUCUGGUGACGUGGAACAUGCUGAGAUUUGGACUUCAAUCCUUGAUUGUGCACGGGGAUUUCCGAAACAAGCAGAAGACUAAUAACUUAUACGACAUCAAAGAUCUCUGAGAUUUUAGAGUAUGCACCAUAUUGAUUUACUUAUCGAUCACACGUAUAUUGAGUUCAUGAUGGAAAUAUACACGAGUAUUUUCAUUGUAUGGAAUUAUUUUAAUUACUACCAGAUGGAAUUUGGGAAUUAGUCUUACAAAGCUUCCAAAAUCACUAAAGUUAUACAGCUACUACAGAACUGGUUAAAAUCAGUGAUGUUCUAUAAUAUCUACAUGACUGAUUACAACACUGCUCAUGUGAUUUGGUACUUUACUAUAUGGUAGCUUGUUUUACCCCUGAGGCGAGCUAAUGAUUGGGAACUUAUAGUGCCAAACUGACCUGCAUAUUCUGUCAAACAUUUUGUUGCAAUAUUUAGGAUCAGCAUGGAAGCUGAAUUUGUCACCUGAUGUUGUUUAAUUGUGUGCUACUAAAUUCAUUGGUUGCCAAGCCUUAAAACUAUCUGUAAUAGCAUACCUUGUUUUCAACAUCAUUGGCUUGUUUAGAAUGCUAAACUGAAGAACUGAAGUACUGAACAAAACAAUACAGAAGUUAGUAAAAAGUGUUUAAGAGGAAUUUUUGGUCUGUAGUCUGUACUUAUAAAAUCUUGUGGUCAUUCGUUUUGACCUGAUCCAAGGCAAGGCCUAUCAGUGUUAACUCCCAGGCUGUAAAAAUUGAAUUGAUGAUUGCAUACUCUCGUGUGGAUUUUUUAUGUGCAUGCACGACAACCAUUCAUUUGUGCCUUUCAUCAUCAGAUCAAAUGGCAAGUUUAUUGUCUGAUUAAUUAGAGGUUUCUAUUUUGGAAUGAAAUUUUCUGAAUUUUUGCUAUCCCACUGGUCCUUACUAAUUCAGUAUAUACUAGGAUUUGAAGUUGUGAUCAUCCAUUGUUCUACUGUGGAGACUAGGAUAAAUGAUUGCAGUUGCAGGGCCGCCGCCGUUGCUGAACACAAACGGGGCUCGGAGCAGGCCAAACUCCGAGGUGGACCGGGCAACGGAUCGUGGAGAGGCGCCCAAGGAUUUUUUUUUUUUUUGCUUCUAUUGAUUGUGCCAUCCGAUUGGUUUAGACUUUUCACCAUUGCUAAUUACUAGGGGAGUAUGGGUACCGGACCUGGUAAGUGGCCUACAUGCUACGCUCUUGCCAAAUAAUUUGCAACCAUGCUUGCACUGAAUUUUUAUUUAUUUCUACUGUACCUUACAACAACUUCGUGAUGUAGCAGUACUUUGCACUAGCAUGCACCUGCAGAUAUAAUAUGGAAAAUGACUGUCAUUUAGAAUUACUUCCAAGCUGCAUCGUCUAUCUGAAUGUCAGCCUGAAACCACUGGCUGGCACACAUAAAAUUUUGGAAGUUGUACGUAGUCCUCCUUUGAGACAAAAUUUAUGUCUAUGAUUGAUGAAUCAAUAUAAUUUUUUUGUUCAAGCUGGAUCCAAUAGAACAUGGCUUUGGUGGUAGUUCCCAGUACAUGUAGAAUUUCUAUCCUUCUAUAUGUGUACUGAAACUAUUUAAGGUCACUAUGUAGUAAAUUCAUCAUACUAUAUGUCCACGGAAACCACUUAAGGUCAAAAGUGACAAGUAGAACCACAUGCAUCGUUUUGGGUAGUCUAACUUGACUCUAUUACUUUUAUCUCAUAAAUCUAUGAUCGGUGCUUUUUUAUGUGGAAUAUUUUCUGGAGCGGUUGCAGGUGUUAGGGAUGCAUUUAUAUAUGGGAUAAUUGCAUUAGCUAUUUCAUACGAUUGGCAUGCAAGGAUUUUUCUUCUUUAGUAUAACUCUCUGUAUUUUUAUUGUUUCUUUUAUUGUUUCUAGAAUGCAUUUCCAUAAUAGAGAUGGGAAAUGGAUAAAUCGUUGUCGUCCUUCAGUGAGCAGCCGAGGAGGAGCUCCUCCAUGCUGUGAUGUGGAAGACAGAUACCCUGUCCGCGACGCCCGGUUCUGGCCUCAUAUACAUGAGUCUGGAAGUGAUACUUUUGUGAGGAGUGCUGGAACAUGACUGGAUCAAGCGAGACAGAGAACGAUGGAUGAAAGAAAGAGAUCAGAAACGGGAUUCACUCUUGACCACCUCAUACAUACAUGUGUAAGAGCUUGUCACCUCAUACAUAUCUCUUGUAGCUAUAUAGGGCUCUUUUCGUAUUCUAGGAAAUUUUAAAAUUAUAUUUUACUAGGGAUGUAAGUAUCAAAUGCUAGAUAUGUGAUCUAGAGAUUUUAGACUUUCAGGAUUCAACCAUUAGUUGUCUUCCUUGAAUAUUUCUUUAUUUUUGAAGGGCAAUCUGUUUUUUUAAUCCUUGAAGCGCCAUUUAGAACAUAUGAUCGUGGUUGUCAAAUUCCUGUGAAAUGCAUACCUUUGAUCUCAGUUUUAUAGGGAAAUUAACAUGAUCUCAUUUUUAUCAUGCUGACAAUAUAUUAUGUUAUACCUUUGAUUUUGGUAAUGGUGUGUUUUCCCAUGAUUGCUGUCAUUUUGUUGUCCUACAUGUGUCUGUGCGUUGGGAUAUUAUGAAGAAAAGUUGCAGCUAUCCAUACAUCAUUAUUUAUGGCAGAAGGGAAAUCUACUGAAUCACAGUCACAUUUCCUAAAACUCUCGAAUUCCAACUUAGCGGUGUUGAUGACCAUGAUGAAACUGUGAAAUAUUAAGCGGUACUUUUCCAUUGAUUCUUUCAUUCUCAUCGUAUCAUUGAUGUGACUGUGUGACUCAAGUUUUGAUUUCUCCCUCACCUUUUAAGUUCAAAGUAGUAUUCAACAAGUUGUUGUGUCGAAUAUAAAUCUCUGAAACACUAGCUACAUAAAGGUUCAGUUAUAUCAUCAAUAAUGCCAAUGCUUCUGGCUGCUGUUGCUGGCUCCUAACAGCAAAAUCAAGUCUGGAAACAUGUGUAUGGUAAUGGUGUAACAAAAAAAAUCGAGAGAGGUUUUGAGUAUGCUUUCUUAGCUAUGACACAUUGAUUUAGCUUACUUUGCUAGGAUACCAGAACUAGCACUCUACGAGUGAAAUAAUUUAUUUAUUUAGCACCAUUGUCAAAUUAUUACUUUGUAUUCCUGAAAUUUUAAUAUAACUGAAUGUGGUGAAAUGCAGUGAAAAUAUUGUUGUUUUUGAUUUAAAAAUGGCUAAAUUGGAGGAAAGCAUUUCUGCUACAUUCAUCAGCAAUACUGCACCAUAUACUAUAGAAGCUUGGGCCACUAAAUCAGCUGUUUCUGAUGGAUCUUCUUGGACUCAACAGUAUCAAUCUACUUUGCAUGUGGUUUAUUUUAUUCUUUAGCUCAACGGAAAACCAUGGCAAGUUCUGUUUUACCUUUAGGGUGUUGUAAAAAUGAUUUCAAUGAGACCAAUUAAGUGACUAGCCUAUGGAACAAUGAUGAUCUGUUGUUAAAAUAAAAUAAAAAAGAUAAACAAAAAAUGAUGAUCUAUUGUUGAUUGUCUUCAACAGAAACAAACAUGUUCAUAGUUUUCUUGUAUUUUUUCUUCGAUGUGACUCUUUGCCUGACAUGUUGAUGUUACUAUGUAUCCCAUAUUUGAUUUCACAUAAGGAAUGUCCAUCCCUGAAGCACAACCUCGCGUACAUUGUUAAGUGAACCAGACUAAGUCCGGAAGAAGAUUGAAAAUUUCAAACGUGAGAAUGACAACUACAGGAAGACUAUAAGACUUUAUAUCGAUUCUUCUUGUAUAAUCACUAGAAACGCCUAGGGCCAACUUUAUAAUGAUUUUUUUCUAGACAGGAGCGCCAAGUGAUUGAGUCAUUCAUCGCUAUGGACGUGAAUAUCUGACAAGGGCCACCUUGAUCAGAAUCGCUCGAUAAACCAGUCCUUCCAGAAAGACAAGCAAAUCCUGCCAGCAAAAUCAUAUUACAAAUAGACAGGACACAAGGCAUCCCAGACCACACAAGCAAGUAAAUGAUCGAUAUAGAGGUUUCAAUGAUUGAUCCACACAAUAUGGGAAUACAUGCUACAUGCUAAACAAGUUAGAUGGAUCAAAGUAAUGAUGGUCAAUAAAGACGGAAAAAUCAUGGCACGCAACAGACGAGUGACCGAGUAUAAUGAACUUUUUAUAGUCAUGGAUUAGUCAUGUGUUAAACAAGUUCUGUUCAUGGAUUAGUUAUUAUCAAGCCUACUGUUCUUUCUAUAGUCAUGCGCUAUUUUUUCAAUUGAACACAUUGAAGUUCCUAUAGAUUUUCAUGGUUUAUGCAAAAUAGCUGAGCCUGGUUGUAUUAUUCAUACAUAUUCAGGAGUGUUAGAGUCUAGAAUUCAUCGGUUUAUGUCGUGGAGAGAGCAGUAGUGUUGUUCAUCUUCUGGUUUUGAUAUAAUUACUAACAUUUAUUCAUUUCAAAGAUUAGUGGAUUAGUGCAUGCUAACAAACCCUGUACUGUCAAAGCAUUGUUCCAAUGUCUCUUAAAAUAUAUUUUUUCAUAGAGGGUCGUUCUGACAAGUGUGGUAGCAUGCUGAUCCAAUAAAAGACCGGCGAAGACAAGAUCAAGUUCCGCCACUUCUGCUUUGAAGAGACUGCUACCAAGCUGUACCUCAGCCUCAAGGACAAGAAUGACUCCAGUUUGGGGUUCAACAUGCUGCUCGCAAAUCCUAAUACAAUAUUUGAGUCUCACCAUGUUGCUUCCAUUAUAAAAUGUGGCUUCGUGAUGGCAGUAUUGCCAACAUUGACCUCAUCGAGUCCACCAAGAUUAAUAAGCCUGGGAUCAAGGAUGCAGGUCCCUAUCACAUUCAGGCACAUAUAUCCUCAUAUGUAGUCUGAUAUAUUCAAUGGUAGAUCCACCAGGUAUACCAUCAAGGUUAAGAUCAACAUGAAUAACUCCAUUGUGUAGGGCUAAUAACUCCAGGUUCAGUGGGAGGGAAACAAUUGUGUAGAAUGCCCUAUCGUUUGAUGUGAUAUAUGCCCAAGAGAUUAGGAGUCCUUGAUUGUAAUAUGUGCCAAUUCUUAAAGAAAGCAAGGAGUGAAGUAGAAGCUUCACCAUUUGAGCACCAAGGACUUAUCAUUGACUGCAAUGUUCAUCAGGUUGCUUAGAAGAUAUAAGAGUAAAAGUAUUAUCAUCUGUAAAUAUUCUUUUCAAGUGAGAUGAGCAGCAGUACCAAGAUAGAUAACAAUGUUAAAGUAUCUUUAGAUAUUAUUUUUUUCAUUUUUUUGAUAGAGCUGGCAUUUAUUUGGAUAUAAUUUUCCAUGGUGGGGAGAGAUGGCGACGGCGCGGGGUGAGUAGGUUGGGGGAAUGAGAUAUGAGUGUGAGCAAUGUGUUGUGGGCUGAGAGAGUGAAUUGCCUUUUUUAGAUAAGAAGAAAAGGAGUUGUUGAUUGCUUUUUUAAGGGAAAAGCCACUGUUUGCUUUGAAAGAAAUGUCACACAUUUUUAUAUAGUGAAUAAUAUCAUGUAUCCUAAUAAGUCAUUUCUAUGGAAUAAUUACCAACAAGUGAUUUAAAGGUGAGCCAUAUCGAAAUUGGAUGUGACCCACUCUAAUAGAAGGCACGAUGCCACUCACUUCGACUAAAAAUGUCACAUGCUGUUAUCUAGCAGCUAACUGAUGAAUAUAUCUUUACUUUUUCGGGUCAGAGUUUAAAACUGAUGGCUUCGGAUGAUGCUUUGAUGGAUUGGACUGAGACCUCGUCGAGUUUUACACAAUCAGAAGAGGUGCAUACAAAUAAUUGUUAUUUUUUGUAUAUAUUUUGCACAUGAUAACACAAAAGGUAUAUUUCUACAUAUAUGUUUAUUAUUGUAGGGGAUGAGAGAGAUAAAGAUGGAUUAUGUCGAUGUUUAAAAACAUCGACAAGGGUCCCCAUGCGAUGUCAUUGAAAGGCGCAAAAAUAUCAUCAAGUUUUAUACACCAACAUGAAAAAAAAUUAAAGGCCCGUGGCAACGCACGGGCAUUGUACUAGUCGUUUUAAUUACUAGCCAGUCAUGUAUUAUUUGUGGCUAAAACCUUGCCAUUUGAAGAAAGCUCGUUGAGGUACCCUGCUACAUGGUAAACUGGCUAGAUCAUCAGAGUGGUAAUCUGAAAAACAGAUAAUGGAUGUUUAUUGUAUUCCAUGUUUUUCUUUAAUCUAGAAAAAAAAUUAGAUUUCAAAAUGGAGAGCUGAGACAGAUGUUUCAAAAUCGUGGCUCGCAACAUUACUUGUUGAAUCUUCGUGGAUCCAAUCAUUGUUCGUGUGUCUAUAGAUUGGAUUCUUUUGGCCCUGUGUGUCUAAGGGUUCCCGAGUCACGGUCCCUAAUGCGCCCGAGUAGGCAGUCACAUGGGAUAAGAAUAUGGAGCACUACUUUAGGGACUAGAUAGAAAAUG